AACUCAUUAGUCUAUCAAUAAAAAUAAACUGCAAGGAAGUGGAAAAAGUAAUUUCAAUGUUAAAUUCGUAAACUUUUUAAUUAAUCUUUGUAAAACUUGCAUUAUAUAAUUGAAUUUAGAAUGUGGGUUUAAGGAGACGUAAUCGAUGCUGUUUCACCAAUAACAUUAAAUACUAUCUAAAAACGUGUCAUCAACUAUUAAUUACGGCCUGAUUUCAUACAGUGUAUCAAACAUUUGUUAUAAUGUUAAAACCAAAAGCGUUGACACAAGUGCUUAGUCAAGCAAAUACUGGGGGUGUAGAAAAUACAUUGCUUUUGACGCAUCAAGGUGCACUACUAGCAUAUUCAGGUUACAAUGAUAAGGAUGCAAGAGUAACAGCUGCUAUUGCAAGUAAUGUCUGGUCAGCAUAUGAGAAACAGGGGAAAAAUGUAUUUAAAGAAGAUAAAUUACACUUAAUUCUUGUAGACUGUCAGAAUGGAAAGAUUGCUGUUACCCAAGUAGCUAAUUUACUACUGUGCUUGUAUUCUAAGGAAACUGUUGGCUUUGGUAUUUUGAAAGAAAAAAUUAAUGCAAUUGCACAAUAUUUAGAAGGACCCUUAAAACAAGUAGCUAGUUCUUAAAAUUAUUUUUAAUGAUUAUCAUAUGUAAAUAAUAUAUGUAUUAGCAUAUUUAGUUAUAAUAAAUGCCACACUGUUAAUUUGACUAUUGAAAUUUAAAAAAGUGACCAAGGUUGGUAACUUUUUAACAAGAGUAUUAACCUCUAUAUAGACAGAAGUGGAUAUAUAUAAAGGUCUACUUUAAUAUAUGUAACUGGAGGCACUUGGUGGUCUUUGCCAAGCCUUUGUACAGUACCAACAAUUAACAAAUGCUUAUAAAAAUAAUAGUUGCUUUGACGGAUGUUGGUUACUUUUUAUGUGUGAACUCUGACACAGCCUACAGCUACCUGCCAGGUUAUCCUGGGAUUGCCAUGGACCACCUGGCAUUUGUAUACUUCUCUGGCUGAAUGCAAAUCAAAUCUGUGUAUCUGACUAAAUUAAAACAACAUUGCGAUGCCCAUUGAGAUAUUAUUUUAUAUAAAGCUAUCUCAAAAGAAAAAAAAGUGGUCUUUAAGCAUUUCUCUUGACAUUGGUUAUAUUUCUCAGUUCUCUGUCUGUAUAUUUUUUUACAAAGGCAAGUUUCCUGACACACCAUCUAUUUUUUGGGUCUAAAGCAUCUUCACAAUGUUUUACUUUACUGUAUGAGUGAGUGUCAGAAUCCCUACAACCUCAUGUAUGAAGAAGAAAUAAUGGCAUCGAGUAUCGAAUUAUAAAUUAAUUAAAUUUUUAAAAUAAUUUUAUAGACUGGUAAGAAGACUAAGGUAAAAUUAUAAGCAUCAUAGACUUAGCAAAGUAAUUUUACGAAAUGUCAAUUGUAACUUUUGUUGACAUAAUAUCAAUGACAAAUAAACUUGGAUUUGAUUUUUGAAUAGUCAAUAGGUACUAUGGUACUGCAUGUGCAUAGUUCAUUCAUGCUUGGUAAAUAGUAAUAGGUAAUCUGCACUCGGCAUCUUAUUUUUCCCGUUCAGACGCGGAUUUCAGAAUCUAAAAAUUUGUAACAUACCUAUAUGUUAACGAAAUUAUAUGUUAUAAUCGCGCAGUGCGCUUAAGUGAAGAAAUAAGUAAAUGGGCAGUUAGGUAUCCAAAACUAUAAUACUAUUCGAUAACCUACUUGUGACAAAAACCCGUUAAUGUAUACUUACUCCGCCAAAUAAAUCUGUAUAAUGUGGUUCCUCACUUCAAAUUGCGAAAGUAGAAUCAUU
Pieris rapae (cabbage white) is the source of this 1798-nucleotide messenger RNA. RefSeq names its product ragulator complex protein LAMTOR2 homolog (gene Lamtor2). NCBI's taxonomy places the organism in Eukaryota, Metazoa, Arthropoda, Insecta, Lepidoptera, Pieridae. Gene Ontology annotation, molecular function: guanyl-nucleotide exchange factor activity; molecular adaptor activity. Gene Ontology annotation, cellular component: Ragulator complex. The transcript is spliced from 2 exons. Gene Ontology annotation, biological process: positive regulation of TOR signaling; cellular response to amino acid stimulus. The record is from RefSeq and is a predicted model, not a curated record. The coding region runs from base 243 to 620 and encodes 125 amino acids.